UGGUAGUAGGAAGUGGGUGGUAAGAGCUAAGGAUGGAGCGAAGCCUGUGUAGCGACCACAGAUCAUGUUUCGCGAAAAAAAUCAAUGUUACACCAGAGAAGAACAGAGUGAACCCAUCGUGUACCUGUGAGAACACGGGAAACGGACAAAUCUGUUUACAGGAGGACGAAAACGUAAAGUGAUCAACCUGCUUUCAGUGCCGAUGUGUGUGUGUGCGUGUCUUUGAACAGAGGGACAUCUCGCUACAGAUUUUCAUUGAUCUCGUCGUUGUCAAUGCAGCGAAGCUCUGAGUGGAUGUGACAUAUAAUAAGAUUUGUAGUUGUGCAAUAAUGUGCAAUAGGCCUGCAACGAACUCCGUGUACAUGUCCCUUCUCAGCACAUAGACUGUGCUUGUGGUUUGGCUGCCUGUGGACUCCUCUAACACGUAGCGGAUUUCUGCAGAUUUGUAGACCGACAGAGGAUCGUUGUGAUAGAGGCAUUUUAAAAGGAUGAAACUAGUGGAAUGGAUUGCUGUUGGUUGAUCCUGGUGCAAUGGGCUAUCUAGUUUUAAAAGCUUGUUUGUUUUUUAACUGAAAUGCGCACUAGCUGUUUUGGAGGGGGUGAAAGAUGUGUGCCAACUUGUUUGGUUUAUUUAAUAUGUGUGAUAAGCUCCGGUCUGACACAGGCUGUUUGGGGGGUUUCUUCUCUGUCUCUCAGCUGGACUUGAGUUCGUGCAGUGCACGCUGAUCCCACUGUGCAGCCUCUGGCUGAUUCAGCAGUUCCCACCACAGAGCAGCCUAGUCAGUAGUCUCGGUCAGCAAGGGAUGUGGGCUGGGGUCGAGCACAGGAACGGUAUAUAUAUAUAUACUAUAUAUAUAUACUUUGGUAGAGAUAGGCUAAUUGAUAGUAUAUUUUGUGGUUGUAACGCGACACAGUUUCUGGUAUAAUUUACCAAAUUGAAUAUAAUAGCACCAAUUAGUUAAUUAGCAGAUGUUACCUGCUUCUCGCUGGUAAAUUUUUGUCCAAAACAGCCAACACUCUGCCAAGCAUUUCGAUUAAGUAGUAAAUUGACUCUCGCUAAAAGCCACGCGAGAGUGGGGCUUUUUCUCGCCGCCGUCACCAGUAGCCCACGAGACACUCUGACAGGUGUGAAGUCUUACACCCGCCAUGGAUGAUUCUGGGAUCAUCCGAAGACGGAGGCUGCAGAAGGAUCUACCUCUGCCACGGAAAAGUAACAGUUGCAGAACCAGUAACCGGAAAAGCCUCAUCCUGACCAGUACGUCACCCACCCUGCCACGGCCGCACUCUCCACUGCCUGGACACAUAGGAAGCAGUCCGUUGGACAGCCCGCGCAACUUCUCACCAAGUGGACCGGCCCACUUUUCCUUUGCUUCCUCUCGCAGGGCUGAUGGUCGUAGAUGGUCCUUGGCUUCACUGCCUUCCUCAGGAUAUGGCACCAAUACACCCAGUUCAACAUCAUCCAGCUCAUCCCAGGAGCGUCUGCAUCAGCUGCCCUUCCAGCCAACCAUGGAUGAGUUGCACUUCCUGUCCAAGCACUUUGGCAGCACCGAGAGCAUCACGGACGAUGAUGGGGGCCGACGCUCACCGCACGCCCGCCCUCGCUCACGAAGCCUCAGCCCAGGGCGCUCUCCAUCCUGCUACGACAAUGAAAUAGUGAUGAUGAACCAUGUCUACAAGGAACGCUUCCCCAAGGCCACAGCUCAGAUGGAGGAGAGACUGGCAGAGUUCAUCCACAACUACUGCCCAGAGAGCGUCCGGCCACUGGCCGAUGGGGUCCUUAGCUUCAUCCACCACCAGGUAGCUGAGCUGUCCAGAGACUGCCUGACCAAAUCACGUGAGGGUCUCAUCACCAGUGUCUACUUCUGUGAACUGCAGGAGAACCUGGAGAAGCUGCUUCAUGACGCUUAUGAACGCUCAGAGAGUUCGGAGCUCACCUUUGUCAUUGAGCUGGUCAAAAAGCUCUUCAUCAUCAUAUCUCGUCCAGCCAGGCUCCUUGAGUGUUUGGAGUUCAACCCUGAAGAGUUUUACCAUCUGCUGGAGGCAGCGGAGGACCAUGCCAAGGAGGGACAACUGAUGAAGGCAGACAUCCCCCGAUACAUCAUUAGCCAGUUGGGGCUGACCAGAGACCCACUGGAGGAAAUCGUGAGCCUUGACAGCUACGACAGUGAGGGUCCUCAUACUCCAGAGACUGAUGACUCAGCAGAGGGAAAAGGGAGAGCCAUUAAGCCACCGAGUGAAGAAGAUUUUCAGAGCAUCAAACUGAUCAGCAAUGGAGCAUAUGGUGCCGUCUACCUGGUGCGCCACAGAGAAACACGUCAGCGUUUUGCCAUGAAGAAGAUCAACAAGCAGAAUCUGAUCCUUAGGAACCAGAUCCAGCAGGCGUUUGUAGAGAGAGACAUCCUCACCUUUGCAGAGAACCCGUUCGUCGUCUCCAUGUUCUGCUCCUUUGAAACUAGGAGGCAUCUGUGCAUGGUCAUGGAAUAUGUUGAGGGUGGCGACUGUGCCACUUUGUUGAAAAACAUCGGGGCUUUGCCUGUGGAGCUGACAAGGAUGUACUUUGCUGAGACAGUUUUAGCCCUGGAAUACCUGCACAACUAUGGCAUUGUCCAUAGAGACCUUAAACCUGACAAUCUACUCAUCACCUCCAUGGGACACAUUAAGCUUACAGACUUUGGCUUGUCGAAGAUGGGUCUAAUGAGCCUCACCACCAAUCUGUAUGAGGGACACAUUGAAAAAGAUGCCAGAGAAUUCCUGGAUAAGCAGGUGUGUGGUACUCCAGAGUACAUCGCUCCAGAGGUGAUUCUCCGUCAGGGCUAUGGAAAGCCAGUAGAUUGGUGGGCCAUGGGCAUCAUCCUCUAUGAAUUCCUGGUAGGCUGUGUGCCUUUCUUUGGAGACACUCCGGAGGAGCUGUUUGGACAGGUCAUCACAGACAAUAUAGUUUGGCCAAAUGGUGAUGAAGCUUUGCCUGCAGAUUCCCAGGACCUUAUCUCUGCCCUGCUACAGACCAACCCUCUUGUGAGGUUGGGUACAGGCGGAGCGUUUGAGGUGAAGCAACACUCGUUCUUUACAGAGCUGGACUGGAACAGUUUGCUAAGACAGAAGGCAGAGUUCAUCCCUCACCUGGAGUCAGAAGAGGACACCAGCUACUUUGAUACCCGCUCGGAUCGGUAUCAUCACAUAAAUACGUACGACGAGGAUGACACCAAUGACGAUGAGCCUGUAGAGAUCAGACAGUUCUCUUCCUGUUCUCCUCGCUUCAGCAAGGUGUACAGCAGUAUGGAGCAUCUGUCUCAGCUGGAGCAGAAAGCCACGACCUCUGUAUCCCGUCGGGAGCACAAGGGCCCACGGGAGGACAAGGUGACCAAGAGAGAGAGCCUAGGCAGCUUCAGCAUGAGAGACAAGAGCUGGAGGACCGGAUCCCCCGAAAUGAAGCGCCUGUCUUGUUCAGAAUCCCUCUGCAUGGACGGGGAUGGUAGCCCUCCUCUUGGUGCUCGCCGGCGCUUCUCAGCACUGAUGGAUACACAUCGUUUUGCCUCACCCCUAGACGGUGAGCCAGACUUCCUGUCUCGCCAGGUGCCCAUCAAGGUCCGUGGAACCUCACUGGAUGGAUCUAGUGUCCCCUCGCCGAGCUUCCUGGAGCAGAGAAACAGUCUGAAGGAGAUCAGCGGAGCAGACAAAUCCCCUAGACAUGGAGAGACACCACCAGGAUUAACCACGACCAUUGCCACAUUGUCCCAAGGUCCUGCAGCAGUCAGUCGUGAUGUGAUAACUCCUUUGUAUGACCCUCUGGGGUCCCGGGCCACCAAUGACCUGGUUCUCCGCAGGGCGCGGCAUCAGCAUUUGUCUGGGGACGGAGAGAAACGCAACUCCAGACCUGGAAACAAGGUCAUCAAGUCAGCCUCUGCCACGGCCCUGUCUGUCAUCAUACCAUCAGUUGAGCAGCAUGGCGGCUUCUCUCCGCUGGCCAGCCCCAUGUCUCCCCACUCUUUCUCCUCCAACCCCUCGUCACGUGACUCUUCACCAAGCAGAGACUUCUGCCCAGCAGUCAGCGUGCUGCGCUCUCCCAUCACCAUCCAUCGCUCUGGAAAGAAGUACGGUUUUACUCUCAGGGCCAUCAGGGUCUACAUCGGAGACAGUGAUGUCUACAGUGUCCAUCACAUUGUUUGGCAUGUAGAGGACAGCGGCCCCGCCCAGGAAGCUGGCCUCUGUGCCGGUGACCUCAUUACUCACGUCAACGGGGAGUCUGUCCACGGUCUGGUCCACACUGAAGUGGUAGAGCUUAUCCUCAAGAGUGGAAACAAGGUGACGGUGACAACCACGCCUUUUGAGAACACCUCCAUUAAAGUGGGUCCUGCCCGCAAGGCCGGCUACAAGUGUAAGAUGGCCCGUCGAUACAAGAGGACCAUGGGCAAGGACAGCCAGGACAGUAAGAAGCGGAACUCCUUGUUCCGUAAGAUCACAAAACAAUCCAAUCUGCUGCACACCAGCCGCAGCCUUUCCUCAUUGAAUCGCUCUCUGUCCUCCAGUGAGAGUCUUCCUGGCUCCCCGACUAACAGCUUGUCUGCCAGGUCCCCAACUAAGGGCUACCGCUCCACCCCUGAGCCCUCAUACCUGGGUGCUUCCUCCCAGAGCAGCUCUCCAGCCUCUAGCACUCCAAACUCACCCGCUCCCGCUCAGCACAUGAGGCCCAGCUCCCUGCACGGCCUCUCUCCUAAACUCCACCGCCAGUAUCGCUCUGCUCGUUGUAAGUCUGCAGGUAACAUCCCCCUGUCCCCGCUCGCCCACACACCCUCCCCUACCCAGUCUUCGCCUCCACCACUGCCUGGCCACACCGUGGGGAGUUCCAACACCACCCAGUCCUUUCCUGUAAAGCUCCACUCCUCGCCGCCAGUGGUCCGCCCCAGGCCAAAGAGUGCUGAACCCCCGCGAUCGCCUCUCCUCAAAAGGGUGCAGUCAGCAGAGAAGCUAGGCUCACCUCUGACCCAGUCCAGUUCUACAGGAGGGCUGGGGGGUCCGCUGAGGAAGCACAGCUUGGAGGUGCAGCAUUCUGAGUACCGUAAGGAUGCCUUCCUCUGUGAGCUCGGGCUCCAGAGCCUGCUGGAGACAGAAGGGGAAAAUUUGCCCCCUAAUCCUCCACCCCUGCCCUCAUCCUCUACAAACCCAGGAGCCGGUGUCCUGAAACCUAUGAGGAGACUAGGGAGGCAGGAGUCACCGCUUAGCAGGGAAACACUGCUGGCUGGGAGGGAGAGGGAAGAAAGGGAGAGAGCAAGGGAAAGGGAGAAAGAGAGGGAGACUGAAACUGGGGCAGUCCUGGAGAGAUUGAGUCGGGUUGGAGCAACAGUAUCCCAGUCAUCCUUAACAAGAAAACCUCAUACAAGUGAGCUGCCCUUUAGUUCACAGGCUGGCCAUAGCUCUAGACUAAGUGCAGAAACCACUAAAACUACAACUUCUAGUACACUUCCCAAAACAAGAGGAAGUCUAGGUGGUCUAAAGGGACUUGAAAAGAUUCCCCAGAGUCUGGCAGACAUAAAUUCUAAACCACAAGACCUCAAGGCAGCCAAAAGUGUGUUAUCCAGUAGUAGAGAUCCCCAGGAGCAGCUAUGGGGCACAACUGAACCAAAGCAAGAAGGUGAUAACAAGGGUAGGCCUGGUUUACCUGGUGCUGCCUUCACCAAGAGCUCUGCUUCCACUCCAGAUAAAUCCAUCGGCAUCAACACAACAGUAAAAGCAGGUCCUCUCAGCAUGAACAAAACCUUCAAACCAUCAGGUAUGGGGGACAGCCUGAGAAAGGCUGGUUCAGAGGGCAGUGACUCAAGGACUCCAGACUUCGGCUCUAAAAGCCCCAAACUCCCAGCUCGCAUUCUUGCUCCCGUCAUUCCCCCUCAUGGGCAGCCGCUCUCGCUGGGCAAGGUGAGGCAAGGACUUGGGCCUGUGAACUGCUACCGGGGAACCCUUGACUGGGAGGAUAAAUGUCGCCUGGAGGUGGUGGAGGAGCAUUCACCUUCCCCUUCUCCCUCCCCGACUUCUGCCAUUCCCUCCCUCUGCGGACCUUCCCUCUGUAAGUCACGGCCUGUCUCCCCUGGUGACAAGACAAGUUUUGUCAGCCAGCUGACCACUGUGGCCAAAAACGUCCUUGGGCCAAUCAAGCUUGGCUCUCAGGAGGGGUCCAAGAGCAAGGACCAGCAGACUAAGGCAGUGGAGGAGAGACAGGGAGGCACAGCAGCAAAGUCUGACCUUCCUGCUGGAGGUCGAGUGAUUGUUGGGGCUGCAGGGGUGACCCAGAGUCAUGCUGCUUCACCGCUAGAGAGGGCUGCAACAGGUAGCAACCAGUCAAAAAUGUGACCCAAUGAGGUUCCUAAAUGGGACUUUAGUAAAAAAAUAAUAAUAAAAAAAGAUGCCUUUUUGGAAGAAUAAUGCGACAGAAGUCAAGCACUUAAAAACAAUGUACAUUCCAGUUUCAGAGUAUAUCAAAUUUUUAUUUAUUGAUUCCAAUCAUUUACUGAUUCUAACUUAAAACCAGAAGUGAAAUAAUCAACUGUAAAGUUGCAUUAUCUAUGGAUUUUCUAUUAUAAGGUAUUUAAUAAGAAGACUCUUAAUGUAAUGUGGAACACUUCAUCGUAUGUAUAUGUGUGUGGGUCUAUGUGAACGCAUGUUAUAUGGUAUUUACUGUACAUGUAUUAUAGGUACAAGAAGGUCAAAAGUGCUUUACGGAUCAAAACGUGCUGAAAACUGUGAAUACCAAAUCCAAUCUCUCUGUUUUGUCUUUCAACCAGUCCUUUGUUGUUUUACUGCUUAUCCAACAAGACAGUGAUAAAUUUAGUCACAGUCAAAUUGUAAUAUUUGCAUCAAACAACAACUAAUGCAGCCUCAGUUUGGCUAGAGCGGGUAAGCAAGCAACAAGAUGAUUAAGCUAAUUUCUUCUUCAUCCAGCAGUUUACUGAGUUGCUGUGCACGGUCAGACAAAGCCAAAGCAGGCACUCUGUCAGUGGAUGUCAUGUCAAGCACUGUCUAGUUCUGUUUGUCACAGCACAGGGGAUUGUGUGUGUGUGUGUGUGUGUCUGUGUGUGUGUGUGUUUGUGUGUAAAGCCACCUUGGGUCUAUUUCUGGUGGUUCUCGAAGGCUGUGUCCAGGAGGAAAGCGUGUGACAGGGCUCAGCGCUUAUCUCCCCUUUGCAGGAGGGCUACCACAGCUCUUUUCUCCCUCUGCCUCCAACUGCAGCCGACACACAUGCACACACUCACAUUGCCACAGAAGACUGCAUUGUCAGCAGCUGAUUUUCCUGCAUUUAAAUUCAUACUACCAUGGUCUAUAAUUUGGACGUGAGUGUGUUUGCAAGUGAGUGAGUUAAGAAGUUUGGGAGAGUGGGAGAAUGUGCAUGUCUUUUCAAGGGGUAAUUACACUCAGCACGGUUGACUCAGCAAAGGUUGUGACAGAAACCAAACUGGAAAUAAACAGGCAGAAGUUAGGAUCCAGCAACAGUUACAGACUUUGCUAUCCCCUCUGCUCCUUUAUUAACAAAUCACGCUGGCUCAUUGAGGAUACAUUUGUUGAUAUAGUAUGUACAAAAGAAUUGUUAAGCACAUGUACAGUGAAUCCAUGUGUUGUUUUGUGGCAAAACAUGAAAAGCAGGCAGUCUUGGAUGUAGCAUACCAUAAUGUGUUUGUCAAAGGGCUCUAUAUCUAAGGUUGGGUUUGUGGUGGGGACAUGGUACAGUAUAUCACAAUGAACCUGUUGCUGUACAAAACAAGGUUAUCUGCAGUAUAAUCAGAAUGACUGUGUUAUGUUGUUAGAUACUAAAAGCUAGGUAGUCAAGAUUGAUUAAUGUAAAGCUCACAUGUUGCUAUGUGACAUACUGAUAGAGGUGUUUGAAUCAAUCUCAGCAAGAGUGCUUAGAAGGACAAAAUGUUCACAGGAAAAACAACUAGUGCUAUUCUUCCACUGGUCAUAUUCAUCUCCUUAGUAGUUCAUUCUCAGUAACUAUCCAGUGUACAUAAUCUUAUGCAAAUCAUGUACAGCUGUGUGUGAGAACUGCUUUCACUAUACUACUACUAGCUGAUUUACAAAAGAAAGUUCAGGAGUUAAACUAUUCAAUCCAUCUUUGAUUUGAUGUAACACUUUCUUAAAUGAUCUUAAUUCCUCUAAACUCUACAAAUGUAAACUGAUUCAACCAACAACAGCAACAUCGCAAAGAGGCAGAAGUUCAAAGACAGAAAUGUAUUUUCUAGUCCAAAAGGGUCUAAAAAGUCAGUUGGGGCAGGUGGGCAGGCUGGCAACAUUUUUUGGUUUUUAUCUGUCUAUGCAGAGCUACAAAUGGGGGAAGCUGGUUUUUGUGGUAUUGGCAGAUCUUUUUCAGUAAUAUCAAAAAAAUGUCUUUAUGCAUCUUUAAUGCAAUAUAUAUAUAUUUAAAUAUAUUUAAAGGGAUACUGUUAGCAAUCAUUCCUUAAAUAUAACAAUGUUUGAAGGUAUAAUAAUGAUGUCACACCCCCCAUUAGAAAGUCCCACCUACUACACGCAUCAGCCAGUUUUUUUAUUCAGCAUUGUACUCUACUGUCCUCCAGUGGUUCAAAACAUCCACUGUUGAAGUGGUUUCUAUAAAGUGUUCAUUAUUAAUCCUCUGGAAUGAGCAUUUAUGUAAUUAAGCCAAGACCACUAAAACACUGCAGAAUGGAUGUUGUUAGCCAUAGGGUUACUGAGUAUGCAUUUAUGUUUCUGAUGACAAAAUGUUUGCAGUAGUUGUCAAAUGAACACUUGAAACAUGACUUUAUUCCUUUCUGUUGUUGUGUUCUUCACGUGACUGUUAAUUAUAUCUUCUGGAAUAGGGAUUAACAUUUUUAAUAUAAUAUACUGUCUUAUAUAUUCUACUGAUAGGAUGGAGUUCUUUUAUAUCUUGAUGUAAUAAAUGAGUUAUCAGGUCAGAUCUGAGCACCUGAUUAACAAAACUAACUGUAAUGUAAUCUUAAACAGCUAUUAUGCCCACUUUCAGGCCUUUUCCCAAUCGGUGGUGUCUAUACUAGUGUUACAUGUUGAAGAAUUUCAAUUUUCUGUAUGUGAUUGACAGAGAGAGUAGAAUAAAUGCACUUUAUUUGAAAACAAAAUCUUAAUUUGCUGGUAUUGUUACUUUGAAGAAAAUAUACUGUAUACAAAUAUGGAUUUUUCCAAUGAACAAGAAUUCCAAGUAUAAAAACAUUCCACAUUUCUCUUUUCACUGAAAGAGUAUUUAUUUGUACCAUGGGGCAUUUUAGUUUGUGAUAGAUGUGAUUCAAAUGCAGACACCUGAAGUGCAGUAUGUGGAAUAAAAUUCUGAGAUUUGUUCCAAAA
Messenger RNA from Etheostoma spectabile (orangethroat darter), 9318 nucleotides. RefSeq names its product microtubule associated serine/threonine kinase 1a (gene mast1a). Gene Ontology annotation, molecular function: protein binding; magnesium ion binding; ATP binding. The coding region runs from base 1147 to 6342 and encodes 1731 amino acids. Gene Ontology annotation, biological process: intracellular signal transduction; cytoskeleton organization; peptidyl-serine phosphorylation. Lineage: Eukaryota; Metazoa; Chordata; Actinopteri; Perciformes; Percidae. The record is from RefSeq and is a predicted model, not a curated record. The transcript has 27 exons.